Molecule: messenger RNA, 961 nt
Organism: Malus domestica (apple)
Lineage: Eukaryota; Viridiplantae; Streptophyta; Magnoliopsida; Rosales; Rosaceae
Product: WUSCHEL-related homeobox 7-like
Biological process (GO): plant organ development
Molecular function (GO): DNA-binding transcription factor activity; DNA binding
Source: RefSeq, a predicted model, not a curated record
CACACGAGUUCACACUGUUUUGAGUUCAGAAGCUCAGAAAAAGGAAGUUCCUGAGGCAGCAGCACAGACUGGUUUUGUUUCUAGCCAUUUGAAGCUGAAAUAUGGACGAGGGCAUGUCAGGAUUUUGCAUUAAAGCAUCGAGUUUUCGCGAUGGUGGUAAUGGUAAUAGUGGAACCAAGUGCGGGCGUUGGAAUCCAACUACAGAACAGGUUAAAGUUCUGACUGACCUGUUCAGGUCUGGACUCCGAACGCCGAGCACUGAUCAGAUUCAGAAAAUCUCCUCUCAGCUAAGCUUUUAUGGCAAGAUCGAGAGCAAGAACGUCUUUUACUGGUUUCAGAAUCACAAAGCCAGAGAAAGACAAAAGCGGCGUAAAGUUUCUAUUGAUGACAAGGAUAUCAUUCGUCGAGAUCUGGAGAACAUAUCGUCUCCAAAACAAAUAAAUCAGGUUUCGGAGCCGGCAAGAGUGAUUGAGACCCUUCAACUUUUCCCUAUAAACUCUUUCAACGAAUCUGAGGGAGAGAAGCUGAGAUUUCACGCAAACGAAUAUUGCAAGGAGGCAUCAGCUUUUACCUGCACUGUUGGGACAGAAAUGGACCUUCCACCUUUGGAUCUGCGUUUAAGUUUCCUUUGAAUUACAUGCUUCAAAUAUAUGAGAAAAAAACGGAAAAAAAAGCUCCUAGCUAGCUAGUAGUCAUGGUUGCCAUUUGUAGAAUUUGGGGUUUAGCAGCUGGCAUGAAAGGGUGAACAGAAAGGUAGCGAGGGAGAGAUAGUUGUUGAAUAGUUUACGUAGUAUUGACGCUAAUUUGAGUUGUUGAAUUAAGAUAUUGGAAAUUCUUGGACAUUCUUCUCUGCAUGUGCACUUUCUUGUUGUUAUUAAUUUCUCUGUGAUUUACUCUGUCGGAUUUCUUGUUUGUAUGAAUGGCUUGGAAAUUGGAAUUUUCUCUUGCUCCACAUGAGCAA